CGCUCCUUAUUCUGCAGAAUCUCAUCACCUUCUAGGCUUCAACUCCUAUUUCUCAUUUCUCCUGCCACUGCAGAGGAGAGUUUUGGAAUCCCCGCUUAACCCCGCAGCUUCUUUUCAUCCUCCUCCCCCUUCACAUUUUUCUUCUUCUUCCUCUUCCAUCCUCUUCUUCUUUCGUUUCCCUUUACUCGUUGUUGAGUUUGAAUGGCUCAAUUAACAGCAUUAUUACUGCCACUAUUAACGCUUGUAUUAUCAUUACCAGGAGUAAUUUCAACCACCUUCACCAUAAUAAACAAGUGCGAGCAAACGGUAUGGCCUGGCAUUCUCUCCAACGCUGGUGUUCCCUCCAUGUCCACCACUGGUUUCAGUCUCCAAACGGGCGAGUCCAAGACCAUCACGGCGCCCACCUCCUGGGGCGGUCGCUUUUGGGGCCGUACCCUCUGCUCCAAUGACUCUACAGACAAGUUCUCCUGCGUCACAGGUGAUUGCGGCUCCGGGAAAAUCGAAUGCUCAGGCAAUGGAGCCGCUCCACCCGCCACCUUGGCCGAGUUCACGCUCGAUGGCUCCGGCGGCCUCGAUUUCUUCGAUGUCAGCUUGGUCGAUGGCUACAACCUUCCUAUGCAGGUCGUCCCUCAGGGUGGCACCGGUCAGAACUGUACGACUACAGGAUGCAUCUCCGAUCUCAACGACUCUUGCCCAUCGGAGCUUAAGGUCACGAGCGCCGAGGCCGACGGCAACGUGGCUUGCAAGAGCGCAUGCGAGGCGUUUAGCCAGCCUGAAUACUGUUGCAGCGGCGCGUAUGCUACACCAGACACCUGCAAGCCAUCGACAUACUCUCAGAUCUUCAAAAGUGCGUGCCCGCACGCUUACAGCUAUGCGUACGAUGACAGGACCAGCACUUUCACAUGCGCAUCGGCGGAUUAUACAAUUACCUUCUGCCCCACCCCCAACACCAGCCAAAAAUCAUCGCAAGGGCAGGCCCCGCCAACACCAACGACAGAUACAGGCUCGCCGUCCAUCAACGGCACGAUGAUAUACCAAGGCGCAUUAGACGACAGCGGUGCAUCGCCGUCCUCGGGUGCCCACGCGUUGAGAUCCUACGGCAUUGCGGGUGCGGUCAGCAUCACGGUGGCAAUUUGGGAGUUGUGGCAGCUCUUCUAAGUUCUAACUUCUUCGCUGACUUUGCCACCGGCAGGCCCGUAAGAGUUCGAGUUAGUUUGCCACAUGCCACUUUUAGCCCAAAAUAUAGGUGGCGUAGUGGCCCCGACAGUUCAUUACCUUCACCUCCUCCUCCUCCCAAAACGCCAUGGGCAAUGUGAUGUGAUGUGAAGUUCUUAGAGACCACAGGGUUGGCCCUGGUGACGAGGAUAUGAGUCACGAUGAAGAGGAUAUGGUACGGAGAAGCGAUGAUAGAUAUCGAAACGCCGCUAAUAUCUGUAGUGCAGGGAUAGGAAUUUUAUUUUUGAUUUUUAGGUGGUGGUGGCGAUGCAAGAAGUUGUUAGGCUAAGGCAUUCUUUGGAAUCCACUGUUAUAUCAUUAAGGGGGGAUUCAUUUGUUUUGUUUUGGUUAAAGUGUCAAUUAUUUUUAUGUAACCACCACCACAUUUGGCAUUUGGUGCCAAAUAUUUAUGAAUUUAAAAUAAAAACGACAAAAAUAAAAUCACUCAACUCGUAUUUGUGUUUGA
Messenger RNA from Carya illinoinensis, 1681 nucleotides. RefSeq names its product thaumatin-like protein 1b. Gene Ontology annotation, biological process: defense response. The transcript is spliced from 3 exons. Bases 202 to 1158 code for a protein of 318 amino acids. The record is from RefSeq and is a predicted model, not a curated record. NCBI's taxonomy places the organism in Eukaryota, Viridiplantae, Streptophyta, Magnoliopsida, Fagales, Juglandaceae. Gene Ontology annotation, cellular component: extracellular region.